Messenger RNA from Ictalurus furcatus (blue catfish), 3833 nucleotides. It is a transcript of the gene kctd17, whose product is annotated as potassium channel tetramerization domain containing 17. Gene Ontology annotation, biological process: protein homooligomerization; proteasome-mediated ubiquitin-dependent protein catabolic process. Gene Ontology annotation, cellular component: Cul3-RING ubiquitin ligase complex; cytoplasm. The record is from RefSeq and is a predicted model, not a curated record. NCBI's taxonomy places the organism in Eukaryota, Metazoa, Chordata, Actinopteri, Siluriformes, Ictaluridae. Bases 1 to 876 code for a protein of 291 amino acids. The transcript is spliced from 6 exons. Gene Ontology annotation, molecular function: cullin family protein binding.
AUGGCUACGGCUACAAAGGAUAAAGGGAAGCCGGUACACUGGGGUGUAACUGAAAACGCAUCCAGUUCGGCACACAGCAACCAAAACAACAACAACAACAACAACAAUAACAACAAAGACAGCGAAGGAAGUGAAGGAACAACGACAUCCACGUCUGCACACAUCGACAGGAGCGGCACAGAGAGCAGUGUAACGGGGAACGGCGCUGGGGUCACCGCCACAGGAGGCGCGAACGGGAAAUGGGUCCGGCUCAAUGUCGGCGGUACCGUGUUCCUAACGACGCGCCAGACACUGCUCAAAGAGCAAACAUCCUUCCUGUACCGACUGUGCCAGCAGCAGGACCUGCACUCUGACACGGAUGAAACAGGUGCCUACGUGAUCGACAGAGACCCCACAUACUUCGGCCCUAUACUCAACUACCUCCGACAUGGGAAACUGGUUUAUAACAAGGAACUGGCUGAAGAAGGUGUCUUGGAAGAGGCAGAGUUUUAUAACAUCACUCCAUUGAUUAAACUAAUUAAAGAGAGGAUUCUUGAACGAGAUUGUAAGGCCUCUCAGCAGGUACCUCCAAAGCAUGUCUACCGGGUGUUGCAGUGUCAGGAGGAAGAGCUGACACAGAUGGUUUCCACAAUGUCGGACGGCUGGAAGUUUGAGCAGAUGGUGAAUAUUGGCUCAUCUUACAGCUAUGGUACAGAGGACCAGGCUGAGUUCCUCUGUGUUGUGUCCAAAGAGCUGCACACAUCUGGUGGGGGCCUGGGGACUGAGCAGAGCCAUAAGAAUAAGGCCUCAGAGACUCAGGUGGAAGAAGGAGAAAAGGAGGAGCAGGAAGAGGAAGAUGAGAAAGAAAGAAAUACCACCCCAAAUGAGUGGAUUUAGAGAUUAGGAGACUUGUGUCAUUGUUCCGAUCGCAGGAAUGGGUGAGGAUACCAAAUGCUAGGUGUCUGUUGGUGGUAGCAGUAGAAAUUCUGACCUGUACCAAGAGGAUGAUAGGGUAUUUUAUUUCAUUGCAUCAGAACUUUAUACUCGUAAAAAAAAAAAAUGUAAAAAAAAAACUAUAAAAAGUGCAACAAGCUAACCACAGAGAUACUGUGUAAUGUUUGGUUAAUAAGCUUAUGUGCAUUCUACAAUGAACAGACUGUAUAGAAGUGGUUUCAUAAUAACUUUUACUAUAAUUCCUAUCCCCUAACUGCUAUACUGUAUACAGUAUGUACAGUCAGCUACAGGAUUGUUCAUAAAAAGUUAUGAAAAAUUGUAGUUAUUUGUGCUGCUACAUUAAUCACACACUGAAAAUAUGAGAGAAAUCUAUUGGGUGUGAGGCAGGAAUACACCCUAGAUGGUAUGCCAGUCCAUCGCAGGGCACCAUGCAUACACACAUUCACACACUCAUUCACACCUAGGAGCAAUUUAUCUUCACCUACUGAAGAUAUUAAAGAACUUUUGGGUGGAGGGGGAAACCUGGAGGAAACCUACACAGACAUGCGGAGAAGUUCUCUUGAAUGUUUAAUUAUUUUAUUAAUGGAAAGUCAGUUAAUAUAAGAACAGAAUAAAAGGUUUAACCAUAGGUCAUGAAGUAGCAAUGAAUUCAAUUCAAUUUGAAUUUUCAGUUGGGAAUUGGUGGGAAUUAGAAUAGGUAGGAAUUGGUGUCAUUCACUUUCUUUAAUACAAAUAUAAUAAGAAGGGUGCAAUGAAAUGGAAUAGUCUAGACAGCCUCCAUUAGAAACGCCUAAGCAUGCUUGCACACACAAUAUAAUGGGCACACACAUAAAAAUUUCUAUAUAUAUUUAAUUCUUUGGUGGUAUUAUUAUUAUUAUUAUUAAUAUUAUGAUGUGUUUCUAUUUACAUCUCUCUACUUUUUAAGCAAAAGCAGCAUUUUCAGGUACACUGUACUUUAGGCAUACUGACAUGGGUGGAGCGUUAAUGUAAUAUGAACAUGAAAUUUGUCAGACAGAAUCCUAGCUCCAUAAAUUGUCAUUUAGUCAUUGUCAUCUUCACCUGCAUCUCCAUCUAAAGAAACAUUUUUUUUAAUAUUCGAACACUUAUUCAGCUGUUAUUAUUAUAAAGUUAAAGCACGUUCAGUUAAUAUUGUAAAGUCCCAGAUGUUUAUUCUCAUUAUAUUUUUUAUUUACCAUUUUGCAGCUUUUCCAGAUUCAUGGAUCCCGGAUGUAGAGUAUACACAUUUUUUUGUAUUGCCAUAAUUAUUUUUUUUUAAAUACUAAAAUUGUCCCUCUCAGAGAUCAGUGUAAAAACCAGCAGCUGAAAGAUAAUCAAAGUAUGGAACUGUGUGUGAAGCAUGUGUAGAAGUAAGUGUGCUGUAGCGGGAGAAAAUAUUACUGUUUAAGCAACAGAAGUUAAUAGAUCUUACUAACCUGUGAUCAAAUGGCAACCAAUUGGUAUAACUCAUAUCAAUUAACUUUAGUGUAAUGAAAACAGGGAUAAAAAAUAAAUAAAUCCUGGACCAUGAUUCAGCAUUUCACUAGAAUAUUUAACUCCUACCAUAACCUUAUAUCAGCGACGUCUUGACAAUAUUAUAAAAUCCAAAAGAAUUUGUAUUUUUGUGUGAAAAUGGCUGUGAAAAUGGCUGUGAAUGUAAAUGCAGGCACGUAGCCUGAGCACUAUUUAAUGAGCAUAACACAGUGCGACUGGGAUACUGUACUGCUCCAAUGUUGCGGUUGGUUUGUCUACAAUUACAAUCAUAUAAUGUGAUACUUACAAAAGGGUCUGAUGCUACUGUUUAUUACAUUAUGUUAUUACAUUAUGUACAUUACUGUUAUGACAUUAUGUUAUGCAAUUCUGUCUUGCAUUUAUUAUGAUCCUAAAAGAGCUUUCUAUAUUUGGGUCCUAUAAACCCUUGUUUACAAUGUCUUGUAACUGAGACAUUGUACAAUAUAUCAGUUAAACAAGAAAUUCAGUUAUUUUAAAAACAACAAGCCCCAAAAUCAGCACAAAAUCAAAAUUAAGUACUUUCUGCCUCCCUCAUUGAUUUAUUGAAGAAGGUAGUUUGUUGUUGUUGUUGUUGUUGUUUUUUACAUAUUGUGGUCUGCUGUAACUGAGCAUAUUCAUACUAAAUUUUUAUUAUUUUUUUUACAGACAAGGUUGAGAGAAACUUAAGUAUGUAAAGUGAGAAGUCUGUAGUUUGACCAUUAAAAGAUCAUUUUUAAUCACUUGUGUAUACUGUUACAAUGGCACACUUUCAUCCUCAUCCUUUAGCCAGGAGGCAUUUAUAAUCAUAAUCAUGUCAUAGGCCAGGGAAUUAGUUUUGUAUGAUGUACUUAGUAUAGAAUGUUAAGUCUUUUGUAUCCCAACACAGUUUUUAAAAGAAUGCAUACAUCAUAAUGCUUUGAUAUGGUAUUUUCUUUCUUUAAUCCAGUGUAGUUUAUUUAUUUUUCUCUUAAAAUGUUUUAUGCAUUAUUAAUUUAUUCAUCUUAAAUGUAUAAUUUAAAACUAAAGCAAGUCCUACACACUGUACAUGCAUUUGAGGUGACAAUCUUGUUUCUCAUGCACACGUUUUCUUUCACCUUCAUGAUAGACAAUUUUUUUUUUACAGAAAAUGUUGGAUACAUACACCAUCAGGUGUGGAUCAUUUCCAAUCACAUUUUUUUUGUUUAUAUAUUGAUUAUUUUGGUAAAAUGUAUAAUUUUGAGUGCUGAAUAUUAAUUUAUAUGAUUGUUGUCUAUGGUCUUUGUAAGUGAUAAUCAGUAAAGGACACUGGAAAUAACCCCAGUUUCCAGACACUUUAAUAGGAACGCCUGGACACAUGCUCAUUCCUGCAAUUUUCCAAACAGCCAAUCAUGUUGCAGCAGGGCACUGCAUAAAAUCAUGCAAAUACAGGUCUA